AUGGUAAACCAAGACGAACAAGAAUGCGAAUUCUCAGAAGACUACCGUCAAAUGGCAGCUGAAAUCAACCGCAUGAGAGCAAGUCUCAAUUCAAUGCAAAAGCAGGCCGAGGAAAAAAGAAGAGGAAUGACUCGUGAAAGAGCAACAACGAUCGAAAUUGCCGUUUGGUCCUGCAUCGUCGUCGCCCUCAUCGGCUCUCUUAUCUCGAAAUACUUUCAAUAA
This is a messenger RNA of Oikopleura dioica, 222 nucleotides long. Lineage: Eukaryota; Metazoa; Chordata; Appendicularia; Copelata; Oikopleuridae. The record is from the annotation of a GenBank genome assembly.